Molecule: messenger RNA, 1079 nt
Organism: Hippocampus comes (tiger tail seahorse)
Lineage: Eukaryota; Metazoa; Chordata; Actinopteri; Syngnathiformes; Syngnathidae
Product: adenine phosphoribosyltransferase
Exons: 5
Coding region: 217-993 (258 amino acids)
Molecular function (GO): adenine phosphoribosyltransferase activity
Source: RefSeq, a predicted model, not a curated record
GUUUUGUUCUCAGAAAAAAAGUUGCAGUCAUUGUUUUUAUAAUUUCUCAAAAGUUUUUGGUCAUAAUUUUCUAUUUUCGAAUAUGGUGCAUUUCCCCCCAAAAAGUGUUUCUUUAUUUGUUGCUCUUUUCUGUGAGUUAUUCAUUCGUUUUCCCAACGGGAAGUUAUUAUUCUCAUUUUGAUUAAAAAAAAAAAAAGUUUGACGUCUGGUUGACAAAUGAUGGUGAAACGUCGGGCGGGGGCGCUAGCUUCGACCAAGUCAGCAAUCAAUCAGGCGUGUGGGUUUGUAAUUUUGGAGCGGCCGACCUCGUCAAGUUUGCUCCUCCCACCUGGCCUUGCCACUUUUGCUGUUGGGGGGGCGCUAUUUGCCCGAAGCUCCUCGAGCGGAAUGGACGUGUGGGCACCGGCCCCUGCGGACGGCUCAACCAAAGGCUGGUACCUGGCGCUGAUGGCGCCCAACACCAAAGGGCCGGAGUUCGCCUGGCUGGACCCGUCCAGACUUUACUGCAACGCGCAGGUAUUGCGACCUGUCGCCCUUCGUCCCCCCCCCUUCCGCCACGACGCCGUCGACCUGGUGGCCGGCAUCGACGCCAUGGGUUUCAUUCUCGGAGCGUCGAUGGCCAGCGCGCUGGGCAAAGGCUUCCUGGCGGUGCGCAAAGCGGGCCACCUUUGCGUGAGCAGCCAACGGCAGGCGUACAGCGACUACACGGGCCGGGAGAAGACCAUGGAGGUACGGGACGACGUGAUCCGCCCGGGUGUGAGGGUGUUGUUGGUGGACCAGUGGAUCGAGACCGGGGGAACCAUGAAGGCCGCCAUCCAGCUGCUGGAGAGGAUGGGCGCCACCGUCGUGGGUGUGGCCGCUGUGGCCAUCGAGAACACGGAAGGAGGCAAGUGGAUUCGAGAGCGUUACAAAUGCUCGCACUGCAUCCCCGAGGAGCUCCAGAGCCAAAUCGAUGGCAAACAUUUGGACUCCUUCAACAGCUUCGGGAAAUGAAAAGAGGGCUCGGCGACAAGUCCCAAACAUUCCUUUCAUUCAAAGAAAACAUUUUAUUGUGGACUUUGCAAAUACGACGGUCAUGG